AAUCCCAGGAAAAAAGAAGAAGAAGAAAAUGGCUCUGAGAUCUCUUGACAAUGCUCUUCCAGCCAAGCUCGAGAGGCCCAAAAAGACCAUGAAGGUCGCAACACUUCAUUCUGAGCUUCCUCUUGAUUCCUCUCUCAACAACGAGAACACACCACCGCAGCCGAAAGCAUCGGACCCUUCAGCCGAAUACAUAGCUUCAGAGGAUCUCCAGGCUCUAUCCGACCCCGGGGCCAAGAUCAAGGUUUUGUGGGAGGAAUUGGAAUCAAAGGAUUGGACCAAAGUGUGUGAAGCUCUCAAUGAUGUGCGAAGGCUCGCCCUUCAUCAUUCCGCCCUUCUACUCCCAAUCUUGGAAAAUGUGAUGUUGAUCAUGGUAAAAUCACUGAAGAAUCCAAGGAGUGCUUUGUGCAAAACGGCGAUAAUGACUUCUACCGACAUCUUCCAUUCAUUUGGCCACAUCCUGCUCUCUGCCUCAGACGAGACCAAAGCCUUCGAUAAUCUGCUGCUUCAACUUCUACUUAAAGCAUCACAAGACAAGCGAUUCGUGUGUGAAGAAGCUCAGAAAGCACUAGAUACAAUGGCUCAGUUCACAACUCCACUUCCAUUGCUGAAAAAGCUUCAAUCUUGUGUUAACCAUGUUAACCUCAGGGUGAGAGCCAAAGCAGCUGUUUCCAUCUCAAAAUGUGUCUCCAAUAUGGAACUUGAAAUUAUAAAGGAGUUCGGGCUAGGGACUCUUCUACAGAUUGCAGCUGAGCUGUUGAAUGAUCGAUUACCCGACGCACGUGAAGCAGCUAGGAGCAUUAUCAACGUAAUUCACAGUGGAUUUCCCAAAAAGGAUGAUACAAAGGAAAACGAUGAUGAAGAGGAGACUUCAGAGACAUGGCAGAGUUUUUGCUCAUCAAACUUGCCCCCAAUCUCAGCACAAUCAGUUGCGAAGCUUGUUUCGCAGUAGUUGGCUUCCUUUGUUUUGGAUGUUUAUUGGAAACUUUUUAGUGGUUUUCUAAUGCUACUGCAAGUAGCAAGUGGGGGGUGUUACAUACGUUUGUUCGUUUUGGUCAUCUGUUAAAAACUGCUAGAGGGUUUUUCAUGCUAAUGCAAGUAGCAAGUCUUUUAUAAAUAUAUCUUAUGUUUGUUGGGUUGAUC
This is a messenger RNA of Asparagus officinalis (garden asparagus), 1140 nucleotides long. RefSeq lists its product as uncharacterized. Bases 29 to 949 code for a protein of 306 amino acids. The record is from RefSeq and is a predicted model, not a curated record. The transcript has 5 exons. Gene Ontology annotation, cellular component: cytoplasmic microtubule. Gene Ontology annotation, biological process: microtubule cytoskeleton organization. Gene Ontology annotation, molecular function: microtubule binding. Lineage: Eukaryota; Viridiplantae; Streptophyta; Magnoliopsida; Asparagales; Asparagaceae.